UGCAAGAGAGUGUCGGUGGCUUAUAGGCACAAAGCAAGAGAGGCAUAGAUCUGCACAUCAGAGGCUCAGAGAGUGCAAACCUCACCCGAAGCACGGCAGCCAAAGAGGACCAUGGCAUUUGCAGGGAUGCUGAGCGACGAGGACAUCAAGGCUGCGGUCAAGGCUUGUCAAGCUCCAGGCACAUUCAACUUCAAGUCAUUCUUUACACAAGUGGGACUGACCGGCUCAUCUGAGGCAGACGGGAAAAAAGUGUUUACAGUCCUGGACCAGGACAAGAGUGGAUACAUUGAGGAGGAGGAGCUCAAACUGUUCCUUCAGAAUUUUUCCCCGGGGGCAAGGGAGCUGACUGUGGCUGAGACCAAGAGUCUGAUGGCUGCAGGAGAUAGGGAUGGCGAUGGCAAGAUUGGAAUGGAAGAGUUCUGUGAUCUCCUGAAAUAAAGAGAAUAAAUACACAUGACUGCAGCUUUCUUUCCCUGUUUUUGAAUAAUGGAUUUCUUAUGGAAGUCCCCACUUUCCAGAUCGUUUGAUGCAAAGACCAGAAACCUCAGAUAUUCUGUACCUGCCUGCUGCUCUCCUUUGUUGAUGUGAUAUAAUAAUGGCAUAAG
This is a messenger RNA of Seriola dumerili (greater amberjack), 605 nucleotides long. RefSeq names its product parvalbumin beta-like (gene pvalb5). Gene Ontology annotation, cellular component: nucleus; cytoplasm. NCBI's taxonomy places the organism in Eukaryota, Metazoa, Chordata, Actinopteri, Carangiformes, Carangidae. Gene Ontology annotation, molecular function: calcium ion binding. The record is from RefSeq and is a predicted model, not a curated record. The transcript is spliced from 5 exons. The coding region runs from base 112 to 438 and encodes 108 amino acids.